This is a messenger RNA of Lineus longissimus, 1885 nucleotides long. RefSeq lists its product as uncharacterized. The record is from RefSeq and is a predicted model, not a curated record. NCBI's taxonomy places the organism in Eukaryota, Metazoa, Nemertea, Pilidiophora, Heteronemertea, Lineidae. Bases 168 to 1316 code for a protein of 382 amino acids. The transcript is spliced from 2 exons.
UGCCACCAGUACUAUCAAAACUGGCUUCGGCGGCUUCUGCAGCCGUUGUACUGUUGGCCGUGGGAGUUUCUUGCCGCAAGAAGAAACGGACGACGAGGAGGAGGCGAAGAUACUGGACGAGAAAAUGGAUAUUGCGGAGGCCAUUAAAAGGGGCAUAUAGCCUUUUAAUGGACGAGUUGCGUCUUGAGGACCCUGCCUCAUACAGAAACUACCUGAGAAUGGAUGAGCAGACCUUUAAUGAACUGUUGGUAAAGAUGUCCCCACUGAUUACCAAAGCGGAUACAAACAUGAGGGAGGCCAUUUCCCCUGGCGAGAGAUUGGCAUUAACCCUCCGGUUUCUCGCAACAGGUGAAACAUAUCAGAGUAUGGAGUAUUCUACCAGAGUCAGUGCAACCACUAUCGGAAGAUUCGUGCCUGAGGUGUGCAGACAUUUAUAUGAAUGCCUAAAAGAAGACUACCUGAAGCUACCUUCAACGGAAGAAGAAUGGCUGGUGAUCGCAAAAGGGUUUGAAACACGAUGGAACUUUCCACAUUGUCUUGGGGCCCUUGACGGGAAACAUGUUGUCUUCCGUUCACCACUUAACCAGGGAUCAUACUUUUACAACUACAAGGGUACACACAGUCUUGUUCUGUUUGCUCUUGUUGAUUCAGACUACAAAUUCCUACUAAUGGUGGAUGCGGGAACCAACGGUCGUGUGGGAGAUGGUGGAGUCUUUCGGAAAAGUGACCUCAACUCGGCGAUGAAAGAUGGAACCAUAAAUUUCCCUCCGCACGAACGUUUAACAGGUGGUCAAAUGGCAGUCCCCUAUUUCAUUGUGGGCGAUGACGCGUUCCCAUUGCAAAAAGACUUAAUGAAACCGUACCCAUUCCGUGAUAUGGAUAUUUCCAAAAGGACUUUAAAUUAUCGACUGAGCAGGGCUAGACGUGUUGUUGAAAACGCCUUUGGAAUUCUAGCUAAUAGAUUCAGAGUGUUCUUAGCACCAAUUCUGUUGUCUCCAGAAAAGGUUGAAAUUCUCAUUCUAGCUGCAUGCGCCCUUCACAAUUUUCUACGUGUUAAAAAAACAAAUUCAUUCUAUCCUCCUGGAUCGCUCGACCGGGAAGAUACUGCACGUGGUACUGUAUGCCAAGGUCAUUGGAGGAAUGUGAAGAAGUCCAAAGAUGCAUAUGUGGACGUGUCUGUGCAAAGUGGAAACAGAACGACCUAUACAGCACAGAAUAUCAGGGAUGAGUUGCGUCGAUACGUCAACAGUGAUGACGGACGCGUACCUUGGCAGAAUAAGUUCAUUAAAAUGAUUACUCCGACCCGCAUUCUAUAAAGGUAGCUUGCAGGUUGUGUAUGUUUUAGUAGGUUUUAUGAUUCUUGUAGCAUAAAACAGGUGUUCCUAAAAAACUGAUUAAUGUAAACCUUUGGUCAUUUCGGGCCUGAAAUCUGUAAAAUCAGUACUUGUUCAAAAUUGGUAAAAUGUAUGCAAGCUCCCCUAAAUAAGAACCGAAUAGAAAAAUUACCUCGUAAGUGGUUUCUUCAUUAUCAUCUACCAUGUCUACGUUCUUGCGGGAUUUCGCCAUUGAACUUGUGCUUGUUCGUGGUUGAACGUGGUCUUUCAAGAAAUGUAGUUUUUUAAACCACCAAACAGUUGGAGUGUACUGGUCAUCUGUCCCAGCGCCCGACUUCUUUUUACUUUUCAUUUUCUCAAGCUCUUGCGAAUAGCUGCUCCGAAGGCCAUUAAUUUUUUUCUUUACGCCAUCCACGGUGCAAUCGGAACGAUGAUUCUGGAGCUGUUCCACAAUUUCCUGGUAGGCCAACUCCUUCUUUAUCCUGUUAUGAUAAUUCGGAUCCUUUACAUCAUAAAGUUCACCCCGGAGCCGAUAUUCCUCAAUGAGGAUG